Messenger RNA from Anopheles coustani, 648 nucleotides. Its product is annotated as glutathione S-transferase 1-like. The record is from RefSeq and is a predicted model, not a curated record. The coding region runs from base 1 to 648 and encodes 215 amino acids. The transcript is spliced from 2 exons. Gene Ontology annotation, biological process: glutathione metabolic process. Lineage: Eukaryota; Metazoa; Arthropoda; Insecta; Diptera; Culicidae. Gene Ontology annotation, molecular function: glutathione transferase activity.
AUGGAUUUCUACUACCAUCCCGCUUCGCCGGCCUGCCGCUCGGUGAUGCUAGUAGCAAAGGCGCUCAAUCUGCAGCUCAACCUAAAGUUUGUCGAUCUCAUGACGGAAGAAAACCUUAAGCCAAACUUUGUCGCGAUUAAUCCACUGCACUGCGUACCGACGCUGGUCGACAACGACCUAACGCUCUGGGAGUCACGUGCCAUCCUCGUCUAUCUCGUGGACAAGUACGGCCGAACCAACAGUCGCCUCUACCCGAAGGAUCCGAAGACGCGUGCCACCAUCAACCAGCGGCUCUUCUUCGACCUCGGUACGUUGGGCGCACGCUUUGAGGACUACUACUAUCCGCUGUACUUCGAGGGGGCACCGGCCGACGAGGAAAAGAUAGCCAAGAUCGAGGAAGCGCUGGGUGUGCUGAACGGAUAUCUCACGGUGAACCCAUACGCGGCCGGGCCAAACAUGACGCUGGCCGAUUAUAGUCUGGUUGCGACGGUAUCGUCACUUGAAGCGGUACAGUACGAUCUGGCGAAGUUCCCAUCGGUCGCGGCUUGGUAUGAGGGAUGCAAAGCGUCCAUGGCCGACUACGAGGAGAUUAAUGGAGAAGGAAUGCGUCAGUACCGGGCGUACUUUGAGUCGGGUUUGGCUGGCUAG